Messenger RNA from Onychomys torridus (southern grasshopper mouse), 514 nucleotides. Its product is annotated as mediator of RNA polymerase II transcription subunit 27. Gene Ontology annotation, biological process: regulation of transcription by RNA polymerase II. The transcript is spliced from 3 exons. The record is from RefSeq and is a predicted model, not a curated record. The coding region runs from base 32 to 514 and encodes 160 amino acids. NCBI's taxonomy places the organism in Eukaryota, Metazoa, Chordata, Mammalia, Rodentia, Cricetidae. Gene Ontology annotation, cellular component: mediator complex. Gene Ontology annotation, molecular function: transcription coactivator activity.
GCUCCCGAAAGCCGGCUGAGGCGGCUGCAACAUGGCGGACGUGCUGAGUGUUGGGGUGAACCUGGAGGCAUUUUCACAGGCCAUCAAUGCCAUCCAGGCGCUGCGCUCCAGCGUGAGUAGGGUGUUCGAUUGCCUUAAGGAUGGCAUGCGCAACAAGGAGACGCUGGAGGGCCGCGAGAAGGCCUUCAUCGCGCACUUCCAGGACAACUUGCAUUCGGUCAACCGGGACCUCAAUGAGCUGGAACGUCUGAGCAAUCUGGUAGGCAAGCCGUCUGAGAACCACCCUCUUCACAACAGCGGGCUGUUAAGCCUGGAUCCUGUGCAGGACAAAACUCCACUCUACAGCCAGCUGCUGCAAGCAUACAAAUGGUCCAACAAGCUGCAGUACCACGCAGGUCUUGCAUCUGGCCUUUUGAAUCAGCAAUCCUUGAAGCGCUCUGCAAAUCAGAUGGGUGUGUCAGCCAAGCGGAGACCCAAGGCCCAGCCAACCACUCUGGUUCUACCACCUCAGUAA